AUGCAAGGCUCUUUUUUAGAGAAGAAAGCUUUAGCUGACAUCUUUGGUAAAAUAAAAGAUGUAGAUGAGCAAAUGUUUGGUUUAAUAUUAGAACAAUUAAGAAAAAAAAAAGUUUAAGACUGUAUUGGAUAUCUUUCAGAUAACGUGAAUCAAAGGCAAUUAGAAUCAUAAAUCUUACAAAAAGCAGUUGAUAUAACCCAGGCUGAUAAAGAAUAGAAAAUGUCUGUUGUUAUAAAUGAUAUCAAAUAAAUCACAGAAGUCUUAAGAAAAUUAAAAGACCAUGACUUCAAUAAGUUAGACUAUUCUUGUGAAGAAAAUGAAGAAUUUACAUAAAGUAUAAUUCAUAGUAUCAAGGAUAAAUAAUGGAUCAUUGUAUUUCUGUAAUUUUGGUUCACAUCACAUCCAUUGAUAAUUAGUUGGUAUAAUGUGGGUCUAAUUCAUUAUAUAUAUUAGUUUAGAUGAAGGUGGACCUUAAAAACAAAAAUUUUGAAAAUAUUAAAAUCAAAAAUAUUUCCCUAAUAGGAGCUAAUUUUUUUAUGUGUAAUUUAAGUGGAUCCUAAUUUAAUAAUGUGAACAUAAGUGGAUUAAAUUUGAAUGGUGCUUAGAUGUUCAAUUGUAAAUGGAAGAACAUUAAAGUAAAUGAAUUGAAUAAAUUGCAUGGUCAUAUUAGCACUGUCUACUCAGUAUGUUUCUCUCCUGAUGGAAAUACAUUAGCUUCUGGUAGUGGUGAUAAGUCUAUCCGUCUAUGGGAUGUCAAAACUGGGCAAUAAAAAGCCAAAUUAGAUGGUCAUUGUACAACUGUCUAAUAAGUCUGUUUCUCUCCUGAUGGAAAUACAUUAGCUUCUUCAGGUGUUACAUAAUGUGUUUGGUAUAAAGUAGGAGGUAACGAUACUUCUAUCCUUCUGUGGGAUGUAAAAACAAGAAAAUUGAUAACAAAAUUAGAUGGUCAUGACUAGUAAGUUAAUUCAGUCUGUUUCUCUCCUGAUGGAAUUACAUUAGCUUCUGGUAGUGGUGAUAUGUCUAUCCGAAUGUGGGAUGUGAAAACAGGAUAAUAAAAAGCCAAAUUAGAUGGUCAUAGUAAUUCUGUCUACUCAGUCUGUUUCUCUCCUGAUGGAAAUACAUUAGCUUCUGGUAGUGGUGAUAAGUCUAUCCGAAUGUGGGAUGUGAAAACAGGAUAAUAAAAAGCCAAAUUAGAUGGUCAUAGUAAUUGUGUCUACUCAGUAUGUUUCUCUCCUGAUGGAAAUACAUUAGCUUCUGGUAGUAGUGAUAAGUCUAUCUGUCUAUGGGAUGUCAAAACAGGAUAAUAAAAAGCCAAAUUAGAUUGUCAUAGUAAUUGUGUCUAUUCAGUAUGUUUCUCUCCUGAUGGAAAUACAUUAGCUUCUGUUAGUGAUGAUAAGUCUAUCCGUCUAUGGGAUGUCAAUACAGGAUAAUAAAAAGCCAAAUUAGAUGGUCAUAGUAAUUAUGUUAGAUCUGUCUGUUUCUCUCCUAAUGGAAAUACAUUAGCUUCUGGUAGUGGUGAUAAGUCUAUCUGUCUAUGGGAUGUCAAAACAGGAUAAUAAAAAGCCAAAUUAGAUGGUCAUAGUAAUUUUGUCUACUCAGUCUGUUUCUCUCCUGAUGGAAAUACAUUAGCUUCUGGUAGUAAUGAUAAGUCUAUCCGUCUAUGGGAUGUCAAAACAGGAUAAUAAAAAGCCAAAUUAGAUGGUCAUACUAGUACUGUCUACUCAGUCUGUUUCUCUCCUGAUGGAAAUACAUUAGCUUCUGGUAGUAAUGAUAAGUCUAUCCGUCUAUGGGAUGUCAAAACAGGAUAAUAAAAAGCCAAAUUAGAUGGUCAUACUAGUACUGUCUACUCAGUCUGUUUCUCUCCUGAUGGAAAUACAUUAGCUUCUGGUAGUAAUGAUAAGUCUAUCCGUCUAUGGGAUGUCAAAACAGGAUAAUAAAAAGCCAAAUUAGAUGGUCAUACUAGUACUGUCUACUCAGUCUGUUUCUCUCCUGAUGGAAAUACAUUAGCUUCUGGUAGUAAUGAUAAGUCUAUCCGUCUAUGGGAUGUCAAAACAGGAUAAUAAAAAGCCAAAUUAGAUGGUCAUACUAGUACUGUCUACUCAGUCUGUUUCUCUCCUGAUGGAAAUACAUUAGCUUCUGGUAGUAAUGAUAACUCUAUCCGUCUAUGGGAUGUCAAAACAGGAUAAUAAAAAGCCAAAUUAGAUGGUCAUACUAGUACUGUCUACUCAGUCUGUUUCUCUCCUGAUGGAAAUACAUUAGCUUCUGGUAGUAAUGAUAAGUCUAUCCGUCUAUGGGAUGUCAAAACAGGAUAAUAAAAAGCCAAAUUAGAUGGUCAUAGUAAUUGUAUUAACUCAGUCUGUUUCUCUCCUGAUGGAAAUACAUUAGCUUCUGGUAGUGAUGAUAACUCAAUCCGUCUAUGGGAUGUCAAAACAGGAUAAUAAAAAGUCAAAUUAGAUGGUCAUAGUGAUUGUGUUAGAUCAGUUUGUUUCUCUCCUGAUGGAAAUACAUUAGCUUCUGGUAGUGAUGAUAACUCAAUCCGUCUAUGGGAUGUCAAAACAGGAUAAUAAAAAGGCAAAUUAGAUGGUCAUAGUGAUUUUGUUAGAUCAGUUUGUUUCUCUCCUGAUGGAAAUACAUUAGCUUCUGGUAGUGAUGAUAACUCAAUCCGUCUAUGGGAUGUCGAAACAGGAGAAUAACAAGCCAAAUUAGAUGGUCAUUAAUAUGCUGUCAUGUCAAUCUGUUUCUCUCCUGAUGGUAAUACAUUAGCUUCUGGUAGUGGUGAUACGUCUAUCCGUCUUUUUGAUGUCAAAACAGGAUAAGAAAUUAAAUCCUCUGAUAAAAACUACAAAGAUAUUCUUGCUUAAUUUAAGAUUCCCCUCCAAUAACAUAGCCAUAUUUUCAAAGGUAUCAUAUUUUUAGCCUACAAUUACCUUACUACUCUCAUUAUAUCCCAAAAAGCAAUAUUUCAAGCUAAAUAAGCUUUAAUUCUAAAAGGAGAGUUUAUGAAUCAUUCAGGUAUCGAUUUAAAGACAUUGUUUGAAUAAAAAGGAAGUUACUUUAUAGAAGAUUUAUAGAAAAAGUGA
Molecule: messenger RNA, 3080 nt
Organism: Paramecium primaurelia
Lineage: Eukaryota; Ciliophora; Oligohymenophorea; Peniculida; Parameciidae
Source: the annotation of a GenBank genome assembly